This is a messenger RNA of Ruditapes philippinarum (Manila clam), 5845 nucleotides long. RefSeq lists its product as uncharacterized. Lineage: Eukaryota; Metazoa; Mollusca; Bivalvia; Venerida; Veneridae. The record is from RefSeq and is a predicted model, not a curated record. The transcript has 6 exons. Bases 194 to 4483 code for a protein of 1429 amino acids.
CUUUGUGCCAAAUGGAAAUACCCGUCGCGUUUCGAUAAAGCCUAUAAAGUGUAUUAAAACCCUGCCCAUGUCAAUAUUUUGUAUCCCUGUUAUUGUUGAAGGCGAAGGAAAUUAAAAUGGAAAGAGAACAUCGUAAACGAAAGUUGGACAACCGGACGUUCUCAUAAACUAACACCAGUGAAAUAUCCAAACGAUGAGUCACCAAACUGAGAUAGAGAAAAGAAAAUACCGAAAUUGGGUUAGAGGUGGAUUGGCAUAUAAAUAUCUAAAACAAGGACUGGAAGGCUUUGCUGAUGAUGUUGUUAAACAAAAUCAUAAAAGAAUUCUCAAGUCUAUAAAUUACAUACCUGGUACCAUCUGUAGUCGAUGCAGUAUUGGAAGUAUCCGGCCAUUACAUACAAGCAGAACAGAUUCUGUAGGUAAAAUUACGUGUCGAUGGGGUCAACAUAGGUGUAAUUGUUUACACACAAAGAAGGAAAAAUGCCGUCUUCAUAUUUGUGAUUACAUCAUGGAAGAAAUAUUAAAAACCCACGGAUCCACUCCGCCAACACCAAACUGGGCAAAUACAGAUAUACAAAAAUGGUGUACAGAACCAUGGGAGGUUGCCAAAUGUUUCAUAAAUUCACCUGGAUAUUCAGACAAGACAAAGGCUGCUGAUAUAGACAUAUCUGGAAUACUCCAUGUCUUCAUUAAUAAUACCAAUCUUCAUUCUCAUUUGGCAUGCUCUAUGACUGGAAAAAAUAAUUUCAUUAAGGUACGAGAAAGUAGAAACAAAUUAUUUCAUUCAGCCACCAUGGAAAUGGAAGACGGGGAAGUGGCUGAAUGCAUAGAUGAUAUAAUUGAAAUUCUCGAUGACAGAAAGCAACUCAAAGGAAGACUUGAUGCUCAACAAGCUGUUAACAAACUAAAACAGUUGAAAGAAAACAAAUUUGUUAUAACAACCAACAAUGAGGUGGAUGUAUGUAAAGAAGCAUUAAUGUUUGUGAGCAAAACAUCAGAUGAGUUAAAGCAAACGAUCGAAGAUGGGAAAAGGGAAGUGAAAAACGUCAUUGAUAAAGAUACGACUGCUGCUAGAGAAAGCAUACAUGAAGCUGUAAAAGAAUUUGACGAACACAGGGCAAUCCUAUAUGAAAGAGUCAAACACAUGGAAACAGACGUACCUAAAAAAGUAAAGAAAAUAAAAACGGAUGUUUCUGAAAGAGUAGGGAAAAUGGAAAAAGUCGUCAAUGAAAGAGUUAGGAAACUUGAAUAUGACGUAUCUGUUUUGAAAUCAGAUAUAUCUUCUAUGAAAGAACGACAGGCGUCUUUAGAGAACAAAGUUAAAGAACUAGACAGUGUACGUCAGAUAUACAGGAGAAGAUUAGAUUUCGUAAAAGAGAAACAAGAACUUCAAGGUGAGCUUGUUAAAUAUUACAAAAGGUAUUAUGUGAAGACAUCAAUAUCUCCUUUGAAGCAACAACAAGAUGUCAUCAACGUUAAAGAUGUAUAUGUACCUCCCGAGAUGGAAAUCAUCGAGGAAAAUCAAUGUGCUGAUAGCAAUAAUAGUAAGCAAAAUAUGUCAAAAAAGAAAUAUGUAAAAGGAUAUCAUGACAUCUUUCAAACGCAUAGGCAGCAGAAUAAGAAGAUCUAUAUAAUAGGCGAAGUUGGAACUGGAAAAAGUACUUUCUGUAAGAUGAUGAUUGAAAAUUGGUGUAACGCCGUGACUGGUGAAAAUAGAAAAACGAUUUGUGAAGGAAAUAUUACUGAACAAACGAACGCCAUAAUAAGCGAUAUGAAUAUGGCCAAUACUCGUACGCGGGAUGAUGAUGUCAAUCAGAUGGAACAAUAUGAAUUCCUUUUCUUUAUUCCCUUGCAAUAUAUGCCAUCUCUUAAGUCUGAUGUCACUGUUGAUAUGAUCAAGGAACUAACAAGAGACUUCACUUCCGAUACAGACUUGAUUGAAAGAAUAUUUCAAGAAGACUCGAGACGGUGUAUAAUCAUCGCUGAUAGCUUGGAUGAAUGGACGCCUCCUAGAGAAAUUGUGCGAAAACCACACAUUAGUUACGGAAUACCAAACGGAGACCGAGCUAAGGACGCAACUAUCAUUACAUUAUCUGGACCUUCGGCUAAAGGAAUACUUAACUUAAAAAAAUCAGAAGUUGACAUCAAGAUAAUUUUAACAGGUAUAUCUUAUAAAUCAUUGAAUUUGUUCAUCAUGCAAUAUUUUUCUCUCGCAAAGUCAACCAGAAAGUCCUACAAAGAUUUUAUGGCAAUUUUGAAGUCAAAACAAAUUAAGCAUGUUGAGAAGACGCCAUUGCUUUUGCAACAACUGCUUUGGUUAUACUGUAAUGGUAAAGAAAUAGGAAAAUCCGUGAGUGAAACGUUCUGUCUGAUUUUGAAUGCCAUCUUUUGUUGGUCAGACCACAAGAAAGAAGGACAUGAUUCACAUGCAAGUGAAACUGGUUAUGAUCACAAGGCCGAUAGCCUGCCGGAAGUAUUACAAAGAUUUCCGAGAUUAGGAACCAACAAACGUGUUCUGUUUCGUCUAGGAAGAAUUGCUUAUGAAACUUAUUUAUCUGAAAAGAUAAAAACAACAUUUGGUAUUUCAUAUCUUAUCAGAAAGGGUUUAUCGAAAGGUGAUAUCAAAGAGCUUACACAGUUUGGUCUCUUAAAUGAAAGCAACUGUUACGACCCAACGCUGAAAGAUACAAGAUUUGCUUUUACCCACUUUUCUUAUUUGGAGUUUUUCGUCGCUUUGUACUUUACCUUAUCGUACAGUACGGAACAAAGCGCGUCUAUUCCAGGCAAAGUAAACGACAGAAAACGUAUGGUUUUAAAGGAAUUCUUUGGUACAUGUACAUCAGCUAGUGACGCAUUGCAGUUGUCUAAUGUGAUUAAAAUGGUUUGUGGUUUAUCACCUAUUCUGAUAAGUGAUUUGUCUGCACGGAUAACAUGUAUUGCAAAUCAGGAUGAACACAUUUUACAUCUUAGGAAAAACAUGUAUCAAGAGAUAGGUUGGAAUGACGAGAUUGUUUUGAUACAGCGUCUUAUGGUAAAAUGUCUAAAAGAGUGUGGCACUGAUGACAAGACAAUAAUCAGCCUGAGUGACCUUUAUGUUGAUGAAUUUGAACCUAUGCCACCUCUGCACAGAAUCAAGCCAGAGGACGUGAUUUCUCUUACCAUUAAUUCCAAAUCAGUCGUUGAUUAUUUGGGAUUCACUACACAAUGCAGUGAACUGCAAUACAUGCACAUUUCACAUAUUUCUUUCACAGAAAUGCCAGAAUUGACAUCAUUAUUACAACAAGUAUUCGUAAAACAGCUAACAUUGAAUAAUGUACCAAGUUCACUUCCUAAUUCUGGUUUUCUACCUGUUUUUAUAAGUGACCUAUCUAAACAGAACAAGCUUCAGAUUCUUAAAAUGGCUUACUGUAAGAAUUUAAAAAUUUCUAACCUCAACACUGAACAACUUGAACAGGUACAUAUUAAAUGUUGCACCGAGAUAUUAGAUUUUGAUAUUUCAUCAAAGGCAAGUAGACUGACUGAACUGCAUGUUGAAUCUUAUACUGGUGAUUUGGUGUCACUGCCAUCAGUAUUGCAACAAGCACCAUUAAGACAACUGACAUUAUAUGAUGUAAAAUGUAGCCAGCGGCACAAACCUGAUACACCUAGUAUCCAUAAUAAACUUCAUUAUAUUGAUCUCUCUAGACAGAAUAAUCUCCAAAACCUGAAAUUUGAAAGAUGCUAUGAUAUAGUCAUUACAGCACUUAACACUGAAAAACUUGAAUACGUUGUCGUUGACAAUUACAAUAUAUCAGACUUACAAUUAUUAUCAAAAGCUAGCAAACUCAUUGAGCUUCACCUAGAAACAGUAAAUAUAAAUAUAGAAUCUUUGACACGCCUUUUACAACAGACAUCUUUAAGACAACUGACUUUAAUACAAGUAUCUGAUGUUAAAUGUGAUAUGCCUGUCAUAGAUCUUUCCAAUCAGAGCCAUCUCCAGAAACUAGUGUUGAUGGAAUGUGAAAAUAUAACGAUAGCCAAGUUGAACACUGAACGCCUUGAAUUGCUUCAUUUUUCACCCGAUGUACUUGAUUAUUCUCUAGUAUUAGAUGCAAGCAGACUGAGUGAACUUUUCAUAAAUAGUGAAAACUUCAAAAUAAAUCCUUUUCAAUACACCAAAGAAGUAAGCAAAGUAGUACAUUCGUUGCAUCAACUGAGAAAACUGAAGUUUUGGUGUAUCAAUGUUGAUGAUAAUGCGCUCACUGUAAUACCGGAGAUGAAAAGUCUUACAGACAUUGAACUAUGCACAUAUAAUUGUAUCACUUUGGAGACGUGGGGUACCUUUCUUGAUAGUCUUCUUACUCUUGAACAAUCUGUUAUGGUCAACUUACACGCUGAAAAUACAUAUUUAUACACACUCCAGGUUGCUAAACAUCCUUUGUUCGAAGUGAUUAUCGAUAGAAAAAGAUCACUUCACUUUAAAAGAAUAGAUUUAUAUAUAUAAUGUUACGUAACAUUUUGUAUGAAAUUGAAGAAGAGAACAGAUCAUACAGUAUGGACUAUAUUAAUUUUCAUGAUUGCUUUCUUUUUAAGUAUUGAAAAAAAUCUUUAUUUUCUUAUUUUAACAGACAUAGCAGUGUCCACAUGGUAAUUAAGUAAUGCACAACAUAUCACUCCUGGUUACGAUGGUCACUAUCAAUCAAAUGCCGAAUGAUAGCUAAGAAGAAAAUCAUUUCUUUCUCUUUAAAGAUAGUUGGAGAAUUUUGUUUUCACUUAAAAUACUAUUGAUAUUUAAAAUGUGUUUCUCCUAGAAACAUGACUGUAUAUCUUUGUUUAGUAAUUUUUUUUUUUGACUGUAUAUCUUUGUUUAGUAAUAUUUUUUUUCCAGAAAAUAAUUAAUGACAUUCAGUUAAGUAUAAUCUUAUAUGUGCAAUUUGCAAUUAUGCUGAACUUAAAUUCUUUGAAUUUGACAUAUUUUAUGAUAUUUUCUUGAUUAUAUCAGGAACUGAAAAGCAAACAUGUCGAACGUAUCAAUAAGCCAAGCCACUCAGUGCACGUGUUUUAUGUAAUAAACUGGUCUGACUCUCUUGUGACAAUUCAGUCCAGCUGGGUGACGAUAAAAUCACAUAUAUGACAAAAGCAUGAAAAAUCAUCAAUUUUUGUCAAGUAAAUAUAUUUGGUGUUUAUAUAUUUGAGUAUGUUUGUGAGCGGUUGUUUGCACUUGACAGUACCGUCCAUGAACAGGCUCAAUCAAAUUGACCUUUUUCAAUUUUGCCGUUUUGGACUUUCUUCAUGGAUUCUUAUAUUUUGUAUUUGACUGAAAGAAAGGAAUUAACAUGCUGCUGACUUGGCAGUCAAAUCGAAUCAUUUUGAUUGGUCAAAUCGAUAAUUUCUUAAUUCAUAGACUGCACUUCAUUGAUUGAUUUCAUAAUUUCUUGUUAUUACUAUUGUUUUUCAUUGGUUAAGUAUUUGUUAAGUACGUGUUUUAUUGAAAAUGUCUAAAAAUAUAAGGAAUUAAUCAAAGAGACAGACAUAAAACAUGUAAAUGUACAUGUACAUGUUUUAAGCGAUGGCUUUCUGUUAUGCUUUUUAAUGUUCAAUUACUGUUAACAAUUGUUUGAUUUAUUAUUGUAAAUAGUCUGAGUAAAAGCUAUACUAAAACCAAAUAAGGCUGUGUGCUUAUAUUUUAAACUAAAGAAUGUUUAGAUGUAUCCUGGAGAUAUGUUAUUACACGUUAAUAGACUAUGAAACAACAGAGAAAAUCGUAUAACCAAAACUUAAAAUGUACUGUUUUAUAUAAAUACAUUGAACAUGUUUGUCAUGUAAGAUUUAGGUUCCAAUCGAGCGUUCACAACGGAAAGCUCCG